CAAUUACGCUCGUUCUGCCCUUUCUAAUCGUUGCCCGGUGUCGCUGCAUCCUAGUUUCACCUCUGACCGCGCUAGUUUUUCUAUGAAGCACGCCUGAGCCUUCCGCGCGCCGUUGCUGCAGAGCCUCCACGACUGACCAGGAACCUGCUUCAUCGCACCUCCUCCCCUCCCCAACCUCCAAGCUGGCCAUCCCGUCGUCUCCGCCACUACACACGCAGCGGGAGAGGAGCAACACCCUCGGCAUUAGAGCGCGGAGUUCGUCAAUCCUAUCGCAGGCGCGGGAGAAGGACGUCAACGCUGCGGGCGCGCCUCGCUUCACCAUGCUGGUCCCCAAAGGAGGCUACUCGUGGAAGGCCGCCCGAGCACGACUACCCCCGACGCGGGUCGUCUUCCACAUCCUGAGGAACCCCCGAUUCCUGCUCUCGGUCGGCCUGGUCUCGAUAAUUGUGCUGCUAUGGCGGUCCAUGGGCUCGGCCGCGGGCGAGAUGCAGCGGUUUUACUGCUGGGGCCCCUCCAAACCACCAAUGCACAUGACACCGAACGAGAACGCAGAAUGGCACGGCCACCUCCAGACCCCCGUAAUAUUUAACCACCACAAGCCGGUCAAGGUCAACGAGAGCACCAUCUCCCACGUCGACCUCAACCAGAUCAAAUCCACCAAGAAGGCGGAUGCGAACAAGGAGCGCAUCCUCAUCCUCACUCCGCUCCGUGACGCCGCGCCCUACUUAGAACAGCACUUCGACCUCAUCAGUCAGCUUACGUACCCGCACCACCUAAUUGACCUCGGCUUCCUCAUCGGCGACUCGACGGAUGACACAAUGGCAGCUCUGGCAAAGGAGCUGGAGCGGGUGCAGGGGAACCCAGAGAUCGCAUUCCGAUCUGCAAUGAUUGUUGAGAAGGACUUUGGCGUGACGCUCUCGCAAAAUGUGGAAGACAGGCAUGGCUUCGAAGCUCAGGGCCCUCGGAGAAAAGCCAUGGGCAGGGCAAGGAACUAUUUGCUGGCCACAGCCCUCAAGGCGGAUCACAGCUGGGUGUAUUGGAGAGAUGUCGAUAUCAAGGACAGCCCCGCCAAAAUAAUUGAGGAUUUUGUGGCGCACGACAGGGAUAUUCUUGUGCCAAACAUUUGGUUCCAUAGAUACCGGGAACGCGAUGGUAAAAUGGUUGAUAUUGAAGGAAGAUUCGACUAUAACUCGUGGCAAGAAUCCGAAGAAGGUCGUAAACUCGCUGCGUCUCUCGACAAAGACAUCGUUCUCGCCGAAGGCUACAAAGAAUACAAGACCAACCGCAAAUACAUGGCCAGAAUGGGCAACUGGCGCGAAAACAAAGACGAGGAGAUCCCUCUCGACGGCAUAGGCGGCGUCAACAUCAUCGUUAAAGCAGACGUUCACCGCUCUGGCAUCAACUUCCCCUGUUACCCCUUCGAAAACCAAGCCGAGACUGAAGGUUUUGCAAAAAUGGCGAAACGUGCAGGGUACGGUGUGUAUGGUCUACCGAACUAUGUCGUCUGGCAUAUUGAUACAGACGAGAAGCCUGGCAAUGCGUAAUCUACCAACAUUAUCAUCAGAAGGAGAAGAAGGACAAAGAAAGCAAAGGGGCUUUGUGUGAAUAGGGGUAUAAGCAGGAUGACGACGCAGUGUAAGAAAUGGAUGGAUACGGCGAGUGACUAACUCAACGAACGACAAACAAAUUUCAAGGGCAGGGCGGGCGAGCAAACAAACAUCCCCGGCCUAGGAAAUCGAUUUUCGGCCCUGGGCGGUAUGAAACCAACAUUUUUGUUCAACCUUUUUUUCCCUCCAUUUCUGUUCCUAUACUUUACCCGCCUGCAUUACAUAAAUCAUGCGCAAGCACUCCGGUUUUUUGGUUGCUGGAUGGCCGGGGGAGAUGAUCUUGCUGUGUAGGAAAUUAUAGGCCUCACCGGCGCAAGGGUAGAUUUGCUACCUGUAAUGGGAUGCGCCAUGGAGUAGGAGUAAUAAUGGAAAUGGUGAACCUAUAU
Lindgomyces ingoldianus is the source of this 1993-nucleotide messenger RNA. RefSeq lists its product as uncharacterized. The record is from RefSeq and is a predicted model, not a curated record. The coding region runs from base 321 to 1544 and encodes 407 amino acids. Gene Ontology annotation, molecular function: alpha-1,6-mannosyltransferase activity. Lineage: Eukaryota; Fungi; Ascomycota; Dothideomycetes; Pleosporales; Lindgomycetaceae. The transcript is spliced from 5 exons. Gene Ontology annotation, biological process: cell wall mannoprotein biosynthetic process; protein N-linked glycosylation. Gene Ontology annotation, cellular component: mannan polymerase complex.